UGGAAAUACCAGUAGUUCAUUAGGUAAGCAGGUAUGGCUCCUCCCAGUCCCUAGAGAGAAUAUAACCUGCCACUGACACUCACAAGGCACUGACUUCUACACUGGGGAGACUGAGAAACUUGCAGCACCCGACUGGAGAAUCACUGCUGAUUUCUCUACACAUUGUACUCAACACAAGAAGAUUAUGGAGGGGUUCCCUUCAGUGUUUUAUAGUGAACCUGCUGUUCUUGGGCUCCUGGCGAAUGCCGUCAGUGCCUUCCUGGUCUGCAUGCAAAACUUCUUCUUUUUCAACACGUCUAUAGUUCCUACUGGAGUGGACAACAUUCUUGCAGGAGUACAUCUGAUCCUGAUUGGUGGCAUAGCACAGCUUGUAGCCGGAUUUCUGUCCUUUCGAAAGUAUGACCAUCUUAGUGGCACUUCCUUCAUUGCAUUCUCAGCAUUGUGGAGCAGCUAUGGUGCCACCCGCAUUGUAGUUGGAAGAGAUGCCAUUAUGCCACUCACCAGUAAUGCAUCAAGUGUUGCUACGCUUCCUGUCAAUGAGAGCGCAGUAGCAGGGCUGGUCGCAUAUAUUUGUAUUGCAUUCAUCCUAUCUUUCUGCUCUGCCACAGUCAAUUAUAUUAUGCCCUUUGUAUUUGGUGCAAUCACCCUAACACUGAUAUUUGAGGCUGUGGGGCUGUUUGGGCACUGGGCACUAGUAGUAUCGGGAGUCAUUGAGUUAAUUAUAGUUUUGUGUGGACUGUAUGGAGCUGCAGCUCUUCUGCUGAAGGGAAUCACUCAGAGAUAUGUCCUACCAGGCUUUGGUAAUGCUCUCUUCAACGUCCUUCUCCUAGGAUCAGCAAACCGUAGUUCAUCUAACACAGCAGGAGAAGAGAAGAAGAAAAAUACAAAGUAUGCUGAGCCCAUGGCUCUAGGUUACCUGUGUGACACCAUAUCACCCUUCAUUAUGGCAUUCUAUAGCUUUGGGUAUAUUCAGUCAUUUUAUGUGGGUGCCAUAUGGGUCAGCAUUAAUGUGCUCUCACAGCUGUGCUCCAGUUAUUACAGCUAUCUCCGAGACGAUGUUUACCAUGCCCACAAAAUUUGCAUUCCAUGGGACAUUCUGGCUGGUCAAAGCCUGGGAAGAAUUUAUCUUAACAGUAGCACUGACGUCAGGAACUGGAGCCAAGAGUAGAGAAGCUUUGGUUGGUGACUGGUUCUUUCUGGCAGCUGCUUGUUUAUUCUGCUUCAUGUCUUUAAAUAAAGAUCUGCUCGAAUUAACCCACAAUAUUUCAUUUGCCUUGAUGAUGGUGUCCACCAUACAGCAGAUACCAAGCCGUGGUGGAUAUAUAUUCUUUGGGGUUACCUGCAGCAUAUUUACAGCAGUUUCCCUCUACACCACUUUUGCCACUCUGGUUAAUUCAAUAGCAGAGAAAGUCCUCAUCCCAAUUGGCAACAUAGUCAUGUCAAGUGCAAAAUUUCAGGACAUUUUGGCUCUGGGCAGGCGUUGUCUGGGAAAAGACUUAAGCAAAAUUGAAAAUUCUUCCUCCCGAGCUUCUGAUCCUCUGUUCUACCUUUGCAAUGGCCUGGCAUCCCUUGCAGCCAUUCAGAACACCUUAAUGGAUCCUACCCAGGCCUACCUCUCAAUUCCUUGGGUUCUGAUACCUGGUGCCAUAAUGCAGCUGUAUGUCUGCAGAAUUGAUGUCCAAGGAGGUAGAAGAUUCGGCUCGGUCCUGCCUUUCUGCUACACCGCUGUAUGGGCGACUUGGGUCUGGCUGCGUUUUGCAGGACCUUCCCUUGGGAUCACAGCAAAUAGUGAUGGAGGAUUCACAGCUGGUGCCAUUGCUUUCCUCAUAAUCAACAUAUUCCUGAUUGCUCUAGCUGCUCAGGCCAACUUUGUCCAGUUCCUCGUCACACUCGUUAUGGAGGUGGUAAUUGUCUGUUUCCUUCUCUUUACCUUGGAAAGACUUCCCCUUCCACUUGAGAUUGCUGUGCUUUCAGUCUUCAGUAUCCUCUGCCUUUACGGUUUUCUGGCUUCUUUUGCCAACAGCCUGUUCAACAAAGAGCUCAUAUUGAUGGGACCUGCUAUCUUUAAGAAGGAAGAGCCAAAAAAAAUGGAGGAAGGUGUAAGCUCUUGUAUCUUACCACAGUCCCACCGUACAAGCAGUUUGAGGACAAUUGCUAAUAUGCUUGAUAAUGGAGGAGUGUGUGGAAUUCCCACUGACACUGUCUAUGCCCUGGCAGCUUCCUGCAAGCACCCAGAAGCUAUCAACAGGAUUUACUCCAUCAAAGAACGCCCAUCAGAAAAGCCAAUCUGUAUCUGCAUUUCCAACCUUGACCAGCUGAGGGUCAUCAAUCCCCCAUUCAGCCCCUUGCUGUGGAACUUCAUGGAUCUUGUAUACCCUGGAGGCAUAAGCUGCAUAGUACAGAAAGGAGAAUGGCUUAAAAAAUUAGGUGUCGGACCUGCCUAUGAAACAGUCGGAACUAAUGACUCCAUCAUGAUAAGGGUCCCAGACCACACAGUCACCGCUCAUCUCACAGACAUGACUGGGCCUUUAGCUAUCACGUCGGCCAAUCCAAGUGGAGAAAGUGAUAGCACCCAUCAUGAUAUGGUGAUAACGCGACUGAGUGACAAGCUGGAUGCAGUUCUAUGUGAUGGAUACUCCAAUGAGCUUGUGGGAUCCACAGUAGUAAAUUGCACCAAAAUAGAUGAAGGCAUCGUAAAAAUCCUGCGUGAGGGCUGUGUGCCAACCACUAAGAUCAUGCAACUAUUUGAGAGAGCCAAGAACACUCAAGGGGUUUUGUAGAACCACAGUUAUAGAUGUCUGGAACCUAAUGAUAUGUAUAGGAGCCCUGCUGGCAGGUCUCAGGAAACUUGAACUACUUGAAAUGGUCAUUUAUUUAAAUGUUUAUUUUUAAUAUAUAUUUAUUUAUCUUUGUGCUGUAUAAUGUAAAUUGUUUUAUGGUAGAACACUACCCAUGUUUACAGAAUGCUAAAUGUGUUUACACGAUGACAGUGAUUUAUUUUAAAAUUAGCUUUUAUACAAAAAAAUAUACAAAUAAAAUUUGGAACCAAUUUGAAAGCAACCCAUUUUUUCUCUGUUCCCUAUUGUGUAUAAUAAUUAUCCAAUUGGUCCUAUUGCAUUUGUCUGUAUAAUUAUAUUUUGAUGGGGAAAUGUUACUGUCUAGUUCAUUAGGACAGUUGUAAUUCUGCAAUGUACAUGUCUGUAGUUCUGUGUUCUAUAUUCUGUUUAUUAUGAUUUUCCCUGUUUAACUCAUUACAUGGCAUAUAACAUAUAUAGAUAUAAUCUAUGGUGCUAAGACAAAAGUUCCAUUAUGCCAGUGCUAUAGUACAUUUCUGAUCAGUAAUUCCCUUCUGCUGUGUGGUGAAAGGGAUGGCUAGAUUACCAAUAGUGGCAUAAGUCAUAUAAGGUCACCAUUCCUACCAUUUUCUAUAAAACCAGUUUGGAAACCUCUAUGUGCUCAUAGAUCAGAGGGAAUGUAUGAGACUUCUCAAAAUCAUUUACCUCCAGAGCACUGAAUGGUAAAGUACAAAAACAUGUGAAUUGUGCCCAUUUUUGACACUUUGCACACUAUUCUGCACUUAGUAAAAUACCCCUGUGUGUUUAUAAUCAACAUAUGGACAUUUACAGAUUUUGUUUUACAUUUCUGCACAUUUCUUAAGGCUUUUGUCAUAGCGGGUGGAUUCUCUACUGCCCUUGGCAUUCCCAUAAAAGUCUGUGGGUUGUGUUAUCCUCUAGUAAGAAUCUGUUUGGUGUGACAUUAGCCUAAGGCCUUUCUCACAUGCAGUGCAGUAAAAUACAGCAUUAUGGAUCAUAGAGCAACAGAACGCAGCAGGUGUCAGGAACAAUGGCUAGUGUUAAUUUACCUCAAAUCAGUCUGUGAAUGUUAAUUCUAAUUUGUUUCUUAUCACUUCAUUUGUAUCUGUUUGUUAAUUGUAUAUUUUAUUGUUGACAGAAUUGUAUUCAUUCCUAAAAUCUUUGAAAUCAUAUUUGUAAUGUAGUAAAAACAUGGCAAAUAAAGCAUUGAUUUAAAAAACAA
This is a messenger RNA of Xenopus laevis (African clawed frog), 4035 nucleotides long. RefSeq lists its product as uncharacterized. NCBI's taxonomy places the organism in Eukaryota, Metazoa, Chordata, Amphibia, Anura, Pipidae. The transcript is spliced from 11 exons. The record is from RefSeq and is a predicted model, not a curated record. The coding region runs from base 981 to 2780 and encodes 599 amino acids.